AAAAGGAACAAUGGAUGCAGUUGCGCCAUGAAGUCAUCAGGUUGCAACAUUCUACACAUCUACAACAAGACAAACAUUUAUUAUGUAGAAAUUCAAACAACGCUUGAAUCUUAUUCUGUUACACCUACAUUUGCUUACAUUUUAGGAUACAAACGAAAACCAUGUAAGUGACGUUUACAGUUGUUCAUGAAAUAGGUUUAUCUUAGAAAGAAAAUUAUAUAUAAUUACUAUAAUUGACACAUUCUAGAGCUCAUGGCUGCAAGCUCAAAUAAACGCCGUCCUUGGCUCAAUUUCAAAAGCCCUGUUCCAAAAGUCCUUGCCUGCUUUGACCAGACUCCGAAAACAGCACAGAACGACGCCUCGACUGCGUUGCCUCCUGCCACAUUUAAGUUCGGCUCUUCUUCUAUCUCGCUGACAUGGACAAAUCCACCCGGUUAACGUUAAUACCGCUAUUUUACCUGCUAUCUGUUCAGAGACUUUGUCUGUGUGGUCAGAACCUAGGCUUUGCUCCCGUUGAGCUGGCUCCCAUUCCUUGUAACGACAAGGCUGUGGAGAAGCUCUCCCGCUUGGCCGUCACCUAUAUCAACGAGGACCGGACAGAAGGUUACAAGUUUGCGCUCAACCACAUCGCGAACGUCCACCUGCACGCUCAGGGUCCAGCAGGGAAUGUGUAUUACCUGGACCUAGACGUACUUGAGACAAAGUGUAAUGUUGGCAGUCCGAAACCAUGGAAACGCUGUGACAUCAGACCAUACAUGGAAACACAAAUCUCUGGCAACUGCAACACCACCAUUCUCCACACACCAGAGGGCUUCUCCUACCUUUACAGCUAUGACUGCACUCUAGUCCCAGAUUCCCCAGAGAAGUUGCAGCAGACCUGUCCAACCUGUCCCCUCCUCCUGCCAGCCGACAGCCAGGUGGCUGUGGACGCGGCCAGGAUCACACUAUCCUCCUACAAGAGAAAGUCCACAAUGGCAGCACAGCUGGGCGUGAAGAAGAUCACCAGAGCCUCGGCCCAGGUAAGACCGGUGGAGGCCAGCUUCGUGGAGUACACAGUUCAGCAGUGUCCUGACGGACUAACAGAGAGCGGGACAUGCCAGCGACUAAACCUUGAAUCUGACACACAGACCGCAGGUUUUUGUGCAGGAUCAGUGUAUGGUGAUUUGGAGAUAAACCCUGAAGUUCAAAUAUUCUGUGAGAUGUUCAAAUUACAGAGCAUUGAUACAUCCAGACCAGUGCAGCCCCAGGGUCAUGACAGACUUCCGAAACCUGUGCCUAGUAUGUGGCCGCCCACGUCGUUCCCCAGAGGGGAAACUGAUCCUCAAGUAAUUUCUGACCCUACUUUCCCCCCCCCGGCUCCUACGGAGGUGCACACUGACCCGGCACCCUUUGACCCUGUGACCUUUGAUCCUCCCAUUAUGGUUCUACCCUCGGAUUCCCUUACCUCGUCCUCUAGCGAGUCCUCGGAAGCAAUGGCGCCGGUUCGACGUCGACCGCAGCACUACCACGACUUCUCCUCUUCAGAGGAGGAGACAGGGGUCCCACUGGCACGUCGUCCUACCAAUGACUUCCGUUACAAUAAGAGCAACCGGAGAAAAAGGCAGGCCUUGGGGGAGGUGGAGAUCCAGCCCAAACCCAAUCAUGCACCCAUCUUCCUCUCGGAAUUUCCCAGUGGUGUUUCUCCCUUCCGCUCCUGUCCUGGUCCGGCCCGAUACACCACUGCUUAACUGCAGGCAAGUGCUAGCAUAAUGUGUUAUUUUAGGAGGGUGAUAAGUAGAUAAGCUAUUCUUACCAUUGUUUUUACUAGAAAGUGGAUCUAAUAAAGAGAAUAACAGCUUCAUUUGCAUUGAAACUUUUAACUGUAAUUGUUCUCUUGUUAUAGUGGGAGCAACAUGGGACUAAAUUGUAAUUAUGAUGUUUCUGUAAACAUGUUCCCAAAUGCUACAAAAAUGUGUUCAUAAUAUAUUGGGUCAUAUUUUCUAUUUUACCAAUUCAAUAUUUCAAACAAUUAAAAAAAUGUGAAACCUA
Messenger RNA from Gadus macrocephalus (Pacific cod), 2028 nucleotides. RefSeq lists its product as uncharacterized. Gene Ontology annotation, biological process: negative regulation of endopeptidase activity. Gene Ontology annotation, molecular function: cysteine-type endopeptidase inhibitor activity. The record is from RefSeq and is a predicted model, not a curated record. Lineage: Eukaryota; Metazoa; Chordata; Actinopteri; Gadiformes; Gadidae. The coding region runs from base 417 to 1727 and encodes 436 amino acids. Gene Ontology annotation, cellular component: extracellular region. The transcript is spliced from 7 exons.